Messenger RNA from Pelobates fuscus (common spadefoot toad), 2028 nucleotides. RefSeq names its product tubulin polyglutamylase TTLL5-like. The record is from RefSeq and is a predicted model, not a curated record. NCBI's taxonomy places the organism in Eukaryota, Metazoa, Chordata, Amphibia, Anura, Pelobatidae. The transcript has 3 exons. Gene Ontology annotation, cellular component: cilium. Gene Ontology annotation, molecular function: tubulin binding; tubulin-glutamic acid ligase activity. Bases 1 to 2028 code for a protein of 675 amino acids. Gene Ontology annotation, biological process: microtubule cytoskeleton organization; protein polyglutamylation.
AUGGAUAUAGUGCAGACUAAUAGUGAAGAGACACCUGAGUCCCAGGAGAUUAAGGACCAGGAGAAACCUCCCUGCAUCCUUUGGACUGGGAGUUUGAAGAAAACACCAAUUGUAAGAUUUAGAGCAGAAGCCUUAACUAAUGAUCCACAUCUGCACGAGGUGGGGACUAAGUACAAAAUGUGCUUUAAGAUGGUUGAUGCUGGAUCUUCCCUUGUUCGCACCAUCCUCUCUUCUCAUGGAUUUCAAGAGGUCCAUCCCAUCAGCAGAAACUUCAAUGUGAUGUGGACAGGUCCCCUCAGAAGCACAUCUGUUUUGACUAAUCUGACCAAGUUCCAGAGAAUCAACCACUUUCCUAAAUCCUCUGUACUAGGCCAGAAGGAUCUCCUGUACAAGAAUAUUCAGAACCUGCAGCUCAAGCACAGGAACCACAGGUUUGACUUUAUACCGCCAAGCUUUGUUCUUCCUGAUGAAUACAAUCAGUUUAGCAGAGUUAUUUCCAAAGAUCAAGGCCCUUGGAUUGUAAAACCGGUGUCAUCCUCUCAAGGUCAUGGAAUACAGCUGAUUAAUUCACUGUCUCAAAUAACCAGAAAAGAUAAGCUCCUGGUAUCAAGGUACAUCCAAAAUCCUCUUCUAAUUGAUGGGUUAAAAUUCGACAUUCGCCUCUAUGUGUUGGUAACUUCCUAUGAUCCAUUAACUAUUUAUUUAUUUAAAGAAGGGAUCACCAGGUUUGCCACAAGAAAAUAUAAAUUGACAAAAGAGAACUUGAACAACAGAUUCGUUCACUUGACCAACUACAGUGUAAACAAGAAAAGUGCAUCUUUUGUGAGCUGUCAUAAUCCACACGUGGAGGACUAUGGCAGCAAAUGGAGUAUGAGUGCUUUGCUGAAUUAUUUAAAGAAAAAUGGAAAAGACACAGCAACACUCAUGUCUAAGAUUGAGGAUGUUAUCAUCAAAACUAUCUGCAACCGUAACACUAUCAUUUCAGCAGAAGGCACUAUUGCCUUAGCAAGUAAAUCAAUGCUUGCGCACAGAAAAAAUUGCUUCGAAAUAUAUGGGUUUGACAUCCUCAUUGAUGAGAACAUGAAGCCUUGGAUGCUGGAGGUUAAUUUAUCUCCAUCCCUCACUUGUGAUGCACCACUUGAUUUGAAAAUAAAGGCUAAUGUGGUGGCAGACGCUCUCACUAUAACUGGUGUGGAGUGUAAGGAUCCCUGUGAGAGGCAGAUCAAAGGAGGCUGCACAACAUCUGAGUCCAGACCUUGCCAGACAAGAAACAGAUCACUUGCAGAGAGAUUGGAAAUCUUUGAAGGGGUCAAGGAUGAAGAAGAGAGGAGUGGGGGUUACAUACGGAUAUUCCCCAGGGAAGACACCUGGAAGCGGUAUGGUUCCCUCCUGACUAAUACAUCCUUGAAUCAAGCCCUGGCUUCACAUCUUUACCCAGAGAAGCCAGUGGUACGAGAAAGCAGCACUUAUGAACCUCAGCAGCAAGUACCUGCAUAUGAGUGCCAGCUGCCUCCCUUGAAACAAACCGUACGUAAAUACCAGGAGAUGACACGCAAAGUGUCCAGAGUUGCCAGAGAGGUGCGCCAGAAAAUUGAAAAACCUGUCCUGGUAGCAGGGAGCGGUAGACCUUCCAAUACUACUGAAAAAUGCCACCACAGAAGAAGAGAACCCAGCCAGGACUUAAACAAACAACCCGAUGAUCUGCGGCCUAGGGUGUUAUGCUCACACCAUGGCUCUGCUGGCAGUGUACAGGUGUCAGAGGAUUUACUGAAAGCUAGGUUUGAAUCCAUGAAACAGCAGGAGGAGGCAUUAAUAAAAAGACGUUCCAUUGAAGUUUCAAAUAUAGUUGCUGGCUUCUCCAGUAUUUACAAACAGGCUUUCGGGAAUAACCCUGUAAAACACGAUACAUGGUGUAAUGCCAAAUACAGAGAUAGCCCAGGGUUCUCCAGACUCUAUAACCACUCCAAUGAUAUGAAGGAGUUGCAGUGCCUCUUUGUCCCAGUCACCCAAUACUUCCAGGCACCAUAA